This is a messenger RNA of Phragmites australis (common reed), 3160 nucleotides long. Its product is annotated as disease resistance protein RGA5-like. Lineage: Eukaryota; Viridiplantae; Streptophyta; Magnoliopsida; Poales; Poaceae. The transcript is spliced from 2 exons. The record is from RefSeq and is a predicted model, not a curated record. Gene Ontology annotation, biological process: defense response to other organism. The coding region runs from base 155 to 3028 and encodes 957 amino acids. Gene Ontology annotation, molecular function: ADP binding.
UCUUCAUCCCUCGUGUUCUCAAGAACUGGCUCUUUAGGCAUAGUAGAAGUGACAACUGGAAUGGUAAUAUGUAGUCAAUUGAGAUUAUUUGCAAUUCGCCACUCUUCAUUUUGUGAUACCCUCCGCCAUUGCAGACCACAACUAAGAAAGGAAGAUGGUUGGAUUGACAGCAAGUGCUUUGAUGGGGGUGAUAAACCCCGUCGUUAGCAAGCUCACUGCAUUACUGGAAAACGAGUGUAAGAAUCUCAUAGGCGUGCGGAAGAAGAUCGUUGACCUUCGAGACGAGCUAAUCAGCAUGAAGACAGCCAUGGAGAUGGUGUCUGAAACAGAGGAGGCAAGCCCGGAUGUGAUGGAGUGGAUGAGUCAGUUGAGGGAGCUUUCAUAUGAUGCCGAGGACUGCAUCGAAGAUUUCAUACACAAUCUCGCCCAUGAUGGCAACUGUGAUGGACUCAUCCGCAGGAUUAUUACCCAGGUCAACAAUCUGAAGGCGCGCUAUCGUAUUGGUAAUCAGAUUAAUGAACUGAAGGAGCGUGCAAUAGAGGUUAGUAAACGGCAUAAGAGGUAUAAGGUCGAUCCGUCCGUGUCAUCUUCCAAGUCUGUGGUAAUUGACCCCAGGUUGCAUGCACUCUUUGAGGAGACAAAUAAACUUGUGGGUAUUGAUAGCCAAGUAGACAUACUUGUCAGGUGGCUCACUGAUGGCACCGAUUUGGACCCACAGCGUAAGGUUGUCUCAAUAGUUGGAUUUGGAGGAUUAGGCAAGACAACACUUGCUAAUCAGGUCUUCCAAAAGAUUAAAAGUCAGUUCGAUUGCACAGCUUUUGUGUCCGUAUCUAGAAGUCCUAAUGUAAACAAGAUUCUCAAUAAUGCAUUCUUGCAAGUUCUUGGAAGCAGUAGCAAAAAUACUACGAAUCAAAAUGAAGACAUUGUGAGGAUACAGGAAGACCGUCGCCUCGGAGCAUUAGAAUAUCCGCAACUUGUCAGCGUGAUUAAAGAAUAUCUUCAAAAUAGAAGGUACUUUGUCAUAAUUGAUGAUAUAUGGAGCAAACAAGCUUGGAAAGACAUACAGUGUGCCUUCCCCGAAGAUAAGAAUGCAAGUAGAAUAAUUACGACUACACGGAUUCAAGAUGUUGCAAAACACUGUAGCUUCCCACAUAAUGACUAUGUUUAUCCUAUGAAGCCCCUUGACAAUGAUGACUCAAAGAGAUUAUUUAUGAAGAGGACAUUUGGCAAUGAGGAUGACUGCCCUCUUGAACUGACAGAAGCCACUGACGAUAUACUAAGAAAGUGUGAUGGCUUGCCACUAGCUAUAGUUAAUAUAGCUAGCCUAUUAGUAACCAGAAGACCCUCAAAACAAGAAUGGGAGAAGGUACUGAAAACGAUUGGCUCUGCACUUGAACAAGAUCAUGAGCUGGGAGUGGUAAAAAGGAUUUUAUUUCUUAGUUACUACGACCUGCCUCACUAUCUGAAGUUAUGUUUGUUGGAUUUGAGCAUAUUCCCAGAGGAUUAUGAGAUUGAUCGACUGCGCUUGAUAAGGAGAUGGAUGGCUGAAGGAUUUAUUAUUGAACAACGAGGGCAAAGCUUGGAGGACACUGGAGAAAGCUACAUUAGUGAGCUCAUCAACAGAAACAUGAUCCAACCAGUGGACAUUGACUACAGUGGUAGACCAAGAGCUUGUCGAGUACAUGAUAUAAUGCUUGAUCUUAUUAUAUCACUAUCAGCUAAAGAAAACUUUGUCACCAUAAUGGAUGAUCAAACCUUAACACCUUCAGCUUACAAGAUUCGACGUCUCUCCAUCCAUGGCAAUUGUGAAGAAAGGAAGCCAUGCCAGGGGACUGGUGGCUUGUCUCAUGUCCGGUCACUCGGUGUCUUCGGCGAUGCAAAGAAGAUCCCCUCUCUUUUGGACUUUCAUGUUCUACGAGUCUUAGAUCUGGAUGAUUUUUCUAAUCUGGAGGAUGGUGACAUUAAGGAUAUUGGAAGUUUGAUCCACUUGAGGUAUUUAAGUAUCAGAAACAUUAGCAUGAUCCCAACGCAAAUUGGGAAGCUACAACGUUUGCAGACACUCGACCUCAGAAGGACUAGGAUAAGAGAAUUGCCAGGAACUGUCUCUGAGCUACAGCAAUUAGUGCACCUAAUUCUGCCUUAUGAUGUAAAGCUGCCUGAUGGGAUCGGUAACAUGGUAGCUCUAGAGGAGCUUUCACAUUUCAGUGUCAGAAGUAACUCCCCUGAGCUGUUGCUAGAGCUAGGGAACCUAACCAAACUGAAGGUGCUUGGUAUUUAUUGGUCUUCAAAUGGUGACAUUAAUGAUGAAGAAAGCUCCAGGAACCAUUUGGUAUCGUCCCUCUGUAAGCUGGGACAAGGAAGUCUUCGAUCUUUGUAUAUUAGGAUUAUUUCAGGAGAAUUUUCUCCAGAUUUCUUGGUUAACUCUUGGUUCCCUCCUCCACGUCAACUCCAGAUAUUCAGAGCAGAAACCAGCCAGCACCACCCCUGUUUCUCUCGGCUCCCAAAGUUGAUACCCUCCCUCUCAGAACUCACCUACUUACAUAUUUGGCUCGAAAGACUGGGAGCGGAAGACACGCAGGUGCUUGAAGGCAUGCCUGCCUUGCGCUAUCUCAAUCUUCACACAACAGAAUCCACGCAGGAACCACUCACCAUCAGCAGCAGGGGAUUCCAGCGUAUGAAGGAGUUCCAUUAUAGUCACAUCUCUGGAGGGCUAGGCCCCAUGUUUGAAGCAGGAGCAAUGCCAAGGAUCGACACGCUUGGCAUUAGAUUCGCGGCUCAUGACAAAAUAUCUGCACAUGGUGACGGAUGCGAUUUUGGCAUCAGCCACCUUUUCUCCCUCAAGCGUCUCUGGGUCGACAUUUAUUGUCAAUGGGCAAGCACACCGGAGGUGGAGGCUGCCGAGGCCGCCAUCCGAAAUGUAGCUGCUCGCCUUCCCAACAGUCUAAUACCUAAAAUCGAUAGAUGGUAUGAAGAGUUGAUGUUAAACGAGGAUGAGGAGAGGGAGGACACUGGUGGCUCUGUGGAGUAAGGAUGCUUGUGCCAUAUAGAAUGUGAUUCGUAUUUCCUUCUUUCCUUUUAAGCCUGUGAUUUUUCUGCAGAGUGCUCCAGUUCCACAUUGUACAGGUUCUCUAUAAUACUUUUGUCUUGACUUGGUUCUCCA